Messenger RNA from Arabis nemorensis, 1824 nucleotides. The record is from the annotation of a GenBank genome assembly. NCBI's taxonomy places the organism in Eukaryota, Viridiplantae, Streptophyta, Magnoliopsida, Brassicales, Brassicaceae.
AUGGUGGUUCGUAGAACAGAUUUGUAUUCGAAAUCGUGUUUCCUUCAGAUUCAGGACGGCGAAAUCGACGGUUGGGUUCUGGUGAGAGAACUUGAUAAAAUGUCAUCUUCUAUUGUGCCACUUGAGUAUCCCGAGAGAUUKAUYCRAAAAUCACCAUCGGUGGAAAGAAGCUUGCAUCACAAUUGCAAGUUGGAUGACUUUGAUAAGAUGGUCGAAGCUGUUGGUGAAGAGGUUUUCAAUGACAUCAUGAAUAAUCAUGGUGUUGGAGUGAUUCUAAAGCUUGCUUUAUCGAAGAUGAUAUGGACUGGGAAGCCUAUCCAAAAUAUCCUUGGGAACCAAUUGGCCAUUGACAGGAUGAAUGAGAUUUGGGUUUUGGUUGGUGGUCGUCCGAUGAGAUUUUCUCUACAUGAGUUCGCGGAGAUCACUAUGAUGAAGUGUGACCCAUUUGAUGAUCAAGAUAUAUUGGAUCUUGACCACACUGAUUUGUGGAAGGAUAUGAAGGUUGACGCAGGAAUCGCGCCUGGUUGGGACGAUAGUAGAAUCCCUCUCAUGGCUGCGAAAAGAGUGUUGGAUCUACAAGCGUUUGAGAGGUAUCCAUGGGGCCGUGUGUGCUUUAGGGAGCUAGUGCAUUCGAUAAAUGUUGCAUCCUUGGGGAGUGGAAAGUUGACAAUUCAUGGGUGUGUGCAUGUAGUGCUUGUCUGGGUAUAUGAGUCGGUUCCUAUACUAGGAGAGAAAUUUGGGAAUAAAAGAGAAGAGCCAAUUCCUCUCCUAAGUUGGGGUUCAAGCCGCGCUAGCUUGGAGAGGGUUUUGGAGGAGGAUAAGGAAACCAAUGGAAAGGUUCGUAUUAGACAGUUGGUGGUGAAACCUUUGGAGGAGAUAUAUCCUCCAUUGGAAGGAGACAAAAAAAAUAAGAAGCUUGAUAACAUGAUACGAGAUAUUCUUGCUGGAUACUUGGAUAAGUCUUUUUGGGAUGUUGGUAAGAGGAAGAGGAUAGUGAAGAAGGAAAGCGAGGAUGUUGACGAUGUUGACAUGAGGAUUCCAUUAAAAGAUAUUGUGAAGAAAAAGAGAAGGACGCAUCAAGAGAGUCCUAGUGGUAAAGUAAACGUCUCAAAGAAGAAAAGAGAAGAGAGUAGUGAAGUGAUUUUGCUGCUUAGGUCAUUGGCGGAUAAAGUGGAGCUAUUGGACCAGAAGUACGAAGGCAUCAAAACUUGGAGGACAUCACUUGAGAACAAAAAAGACAAGGCAAAUAAGCCAAUUGAGCUAGAUGCACAAUCGAAGCAGUCAUGGAAGGUAGAGCAGCAGGCAACAUCCAAGGCUGAGUUCCCUAUUAACUGUGUUGUUAGAAACAAGAAAGUUGAGACAAAGGUGUUGACAAAUGUGAAAACUGAACCACUUGCUCCGAAAUAUAAGAAGAAGGACAUGUAUAGUUAUUUUGUUGAUAUGACUAAAGAUGUUCAAGAGAAGAAGGAGAAGAAGGCCACUGUUGACGUUGUUGAUAUCACUAGAGAUGUGACACCUCCUCGGAAAGGUAACCAUCUCUCUUCGGUGCCAUCUUAUUCUGACCAACAGGAAGAGAAGGUGAACAAAGCAUUGGGAGGUGCAUUAGAUAAGCUUCUUAGCUUGACAAAGAAUGAUGAUUUCGGUGUCCUCAAACAUCGCAAACUAACUCUUGCAAAAACCCAAGUUGACCCAUUCAUAGGAAGCUCUAGAACUAUGCGGAUCAUGUGUGGUGUAACUGCUUCUUCUGCUGUCUAUGAUCCUUUUGUACAGGUGGAAAAGCGUAAACUGGAUCGGUUGGUUGAGUACGUGAAGACUGAUUUGUAA